AUGGGGCAAACAAAGGAACGAAAAUCUGAAGACGGCCAAGAGCCAAAGGAAAGGAAAUCCAGGAGAAGCAGUAAUGAGGCUCGCCAGUUUAUGCAGGAGAAGGCUGAAUCAGACAAGGCAUUCCGAGAAGAAGAGCUAAAGAUAAGGAAAAAAGAAGAAGAAACCAAAGCUGCUCAAUUCCAAGCAAUGUUCACCCAGCAGCAAUCCUUCUUGCAAGCAAUGACCCAACAGGAGGCUCAACAGCAGCAACAGAAUCAACACAUGCAUGCAGAUGUUAAUGGCACAGCAAAGUCAGGCAGUGAUGUCUGUUUUGGAAAAACUCUUGUUAAAAGA
This is a messenger RNA of Porites evermanni, 333 nucleotides long. Lineage: Eukaryota; Metazoa; Cnidaria; Anthozoa; Scleractinia; Poritidae. The record is from the annotation of a GenBank genome assembly.